AUGGAUGACUCUGCCACUGGUCACCAUCCCCAAGACCAUUUUAGAGACAUCCACGAUGACACCAAUACUAAUAAUACUCACCCACACCUCCAUUCCACUAAUUCACCUCCUCUUCUUCCUCCUCCUCCUCCCACCACCACCAUAACGUGCUCCCCUGGACUCGAGAGCCCAUCCACUCUUAGCAGAAAAGGUAAAGGAAAAGGAGGACCGGAUAACAGCAAGUUUAAGUACAGAGGUGUUAGACAACGUAGCUGGGGCAAAUGGGUCGCCGAGAUCCGUGAGCCACGCAAACGCACGCGCCGCUGGCUUGGCACGUUUUCAACCGCUGAAGAUGCUGCACGCGCCUACGACCGUGCCGCCGUUAUACUCUACGGUCCAAGAGCUCAACUCAACCUCCAGCAACCUUGCACUGACGGUAGCACCACCACGUCUGCUUCCUCUUCACACUCUUCUUCUUCCUCCUCUUCCCGCGGUGGAAGUGGCAGCUCCUCUUCCUCCACCACUCAAACUCUCCGACCAAUACUCCCACGCCCCGCAGGUUUCAGUCUCACCUUUUCCAAUCCUCAUGCGCCACUAUCCGUCCCUGCUUAUGGGAAUUACUUGCCCUACAGAUUAAUCUACCCAACCCUAAAUCAUAGUACAAACGACAUCGAAACUAGUGGUACUGCUAAUCUAAUACAAUACCCACUACACGUUGUGAAGCAGCAACAAGCGUACUUGCCCUACAACAGCAUGGGCAACAUCAAAGUACCCAAGAGUGAGGACCCCACCUUUCGAGGGAUACCAGGUUUCAACUCUUAUGAUCCAAACCCUAACCCUAACCCUAGAAGCAAUUGGAUAAGUGAAAAUUCCCAACAACAGUUGCAACAAUGCCAAGAUUAUAGAGGGAAUAGUUCUGAGAAGGAUGAUGAUGAGAUUAAAGCGUUGGUGGGUUCAGUGGGAUCAAGCGUUUCACUUGUAUCGAGCUCUUCGCCACCUAUGGCGGUCGCGGAAACAGUGUCAGAUCCAACGGUUGUUGGCGGUCCAUCGUCUCCUAUUUGGUCGUACACACACGACGACGAGUACCCACCACCUAGUAUUUGGGAUUACGGCGAUCCAUCGUUUGAUUUUUGA
This is a messenger RNA of Lactuca saligna, 1113 nucleotides long. NCBI's taxonomy places the organism in Eukaryota, Viridiplantae, Streptophyta, Magnoliopsida, Asterales, Asteraceae. The record is from the annotation of a GenBank genome assembly.